Mollisia scopiformis is the source of this 4595-nucleotide messenger RNA. RefSeq lists its product as uncharacterized. The record is from RefSeq and is a predicted model, not a curated record. The coding region runs from base 309 to 4379 and encodes 1356 amino acids. Lineage: Eukaryota; Fungi; Ascomycota; Leotiomycetes; Helotiales; Mollisiaceae. The transcript is spliced from 9 exons.
CGCAAACACUAUCAAAAUUUGAGUAAUCCAGUUUGAGCCGUACAGAGCAUUGCUUGGCUACUCCAUUAUGACCUUGUCCACUUGCAUUCGUUGAGGAAGUCGACUUGAGCUUCGGUUUGGAGUGACUACGGUAUGUCAAUGAUUGAAUGCUUGGGGUACGUCUAUCAUUUCAAUAGAUCAAGCGAGGAUGUCGCUACGCGUGUCUGAGACAUUCUGUUUAGGAACCAUCUUUUCUCCUCCAUGCAGAGGGCGUCUGGAUUUGCAUCUGCAUCUGCAUUCACAGCAUACAUGAGCUGUCGCUUUAAUGAAUGAGUUCAAGGCUGGCUGAUCUUUGCAUCGGAUCAUGGCCAACUUUCCCCCGCAGGUUGCGGACGGCACGCAAUUGCAAUCGUCAAUGUUUUUCUUGCUCAAGUCAACUUGCCAAUAUGAAGUUGGGGAGAGCCGCUCAUGGACGCAUCCCUUCAGCGGUUCAUCAGACUUUCUCAUUUACCUUUGCCAUGGUUUCCCAGUCUGAUUUGACCAAGCCGGUCGUCAUUGCGACCAAAGUUCCUGCUCCCCCAAAAGAAAAUGGAGUCAAGUACUCUGAUGAUGGAAGUGAUCCAUUUCCAACAAUUGAGCUACGAGCUUGUUCCGAGUUCACUGAAUACGCUGCUCCUGUCGACUAUUUCAGUAGCAAAAGCAAAUUGAAGACGGUUCGAAGCUUCCGAGGAGAGCCAGUGAUUUUCGCCAUUGGCAAAGGUGAUAGAUUGAAUUGCCUUGUGCAUGAAGCUGGAGGUUCACAGGGCUGGAGCUUACAUGACGUCUCUCCCUCAACUGCAAAAGUCAUCUCGUUCGAUGUCUCGGUAUUCGCAGUGGACGAUCCAAAGACAAAUCAGAAAGCUGGCGUAUUCUUUGCAGCAGCGACACAAGUCGGCGAGGACCUAACGCAAGUUCACACCGCAUUCGUUCCUGCAUCUGCAUUUGCAAGCAGUUCAGGAUCUGCUGGAUUGUCACAAUGGAGCAAAAUUCCUUGGAGAGAUGUUGCAGAUCCCAAAGGUGGCAAAAGUGUCACGAGCAUUCUGAUUGGGUCAGUUAAAGGUAGGAAAGUAGGCCAGAGUACGACAGUCGUUUUCGCAGGUACCAAGCUUCAGAGAUUGAAGGCUGCGACGUAUUAUGCCAUUGACCCAACUGAGAAUGUCACCGAUCCAUGGGUCCCAUUCUCCCCUGAUUCUGAAGCUGAUCAGAUCUUGGACGUUCAACCAGCUUCUCUUCAGGGCGAGGAUGGACUGUUUGUCUUUUCCGAAAAGAGCGAUCGUACUGAAUGCCUGAUAUAUUCCUUGGCACCAGAGACUCUCGACAAGACGAAUUCCAAGAAUACGCUUCCAGGAAAUCUUGGGAAGAUCAAUGCUAUUUGUUCGAGCAAGAAUCCAUGGAACUUCACCGACUUGAUCUUUGCUUCUGAAAAAGGUAUCGGCUUUAUCAACUUCAAACAUCCCACCGAUGUACCACAAGAGGUCACGGGUCUUCCUAAGAUCGGCUUCAGGGAAGUUGUCUGCAACGAGAAGAUCAACCCAAACAACCAAGAAGAGACUUGUAUCACCAUGUUCGCAGUCGCUGACAACGACGAUCUGUACUACAUCCAAGGUUCCAGGAAAUGGAAGAAAGAUGGAUCCAUUACCUUGGCUUCAUCAGGAUUGCCUAUUCGCCAGAAUGUGUCUCGAGUGUCAUGUCAGUUCAACGCGGCGAUGAAUAGCAGCGAGCUGAUUUACACUGGAACGGGAGCCAAUGAUGUCAAGCAUCUGCUUCGUGAUCCUGAGACAACCUGUUGGUCUGAGUCUACUAUUUCAUUUGCGGCACCAAGGUCACUCACAAAGUACCAAGCAUAUGUCACGACAGUGUCUCUUCGGAGUACGGAUGGACGCAGCGUUGGAAAGGAUUUUGCUGUCAAGAUCAAGUCUGAAUCCAUGGUGGUUCUCAUCAAUGACCGUUCUUACGGACUGAGCACAAAAACCAGAGAGGUUCGCACAGAUGGACAAGGUCAGCUCAUUGUGGUAUCGCAAGCAUCCGAGAGCCUCAAGACCCCGGCCUACGCGAUCGAGAUUUCUCGUGAGGGCAUUACACACACCGCGGUGAUUGACGGUGGUCAGAGAGUGGUUGAGGGUCUUUCAAAGAUGAACAGUCCCGAGAAAUUGGCGAAUGCAAAGUCAACUAACGGAGAGGCCAUCUUCGAGAAAGGAGCAUUGCAAAAUCGUCAAGAUGACUUCGAGCAAUCAGCUGGAUUGUUGAAAGAAUUUCCCUCUAUGCUCUCCGGUCUUUCAUCUCAAUCAGCGGACAAGUCUGGAACUGAAGUCACACUCGAGCGGGAGAACUCGGCAGUCAGUUCAUUGGCAACAAUGAAGAUGUCGGCCAUCGAAGUUUCAGAAAGCAGCGUAACUGAUUUCCUCGGAGAUGCACUGGAAUGGAUUAGAGGAGAAGUCAAGAACGUAUUCAAAGUUGCGUUUAAGGUGGUAAUGAAAGGUGUCAAGUUGAUCUUGACCAUUGCCGGGAAGGUUAUCUCAUUCGUUGUUGACACUGUCGGGCCACUCGUUCACGCUGUGGGAACCUUCUUGAAAGACAAGCUUGGACUUGAUUUUGGCAAACUUUUCAAGAUGCUUGGCCUCAUCUUUAAUCCGGAGAAGACGAAGCAGAACCAAAAGUUGCUUGAGACAACCAUCAAAACAGUCUUGACCUUGCCCGGGCAGCUGGUUCGAGCGAACAGCCAGAAUCUGGACGAUUUGUUCGAUCUCAUGGAAAUGGGCCUCAAGCCGUAUCUGGGUAACAACACAAAGAUUCAAAGUAGCGAGGAUCCAAACACGAGAUUGAAAAAAUCUCCCCUCGGUUGGCUGUUCGAUAACCCAGUCAUCAAGAUCAUCAUGAAGCUGAAUCCACUUUCCAUCAUCUUGGAAGCUUUUGCAGAGGAGUUCGACGCAUCCGGACUUGGAGAUGACUUUGAGGUCCCGAACUUUGUUGAAUUCCUAACUCCACUUGCAACUACAUUGUGGAAUGGGUUCCAAACUGUGGUCGUAGAUCUCUUGGACUUCAUCAAGGACCUUUGGUCAAAGGUCUCAGAUGCUGCUUCGGACCCUUCGAAGUCGAUGGAGAAGAUCCGAGAGGUGUUUCAAGCGGGCUUUUGGUUCCUCUUCAACACAGUGAAGACUCUCGUGAAGACCGCAUGGCAAGCAGUUGGGGAUUUUAUGGACGGGCUGGUGAAGUUCCUUGAAGCAAAGUGGAAAUUCCCCUUCAUCACCUCUCUCUUCGAGUGGUAUGCAGAGCAGCCCUUCACUCUCAUGAAUGUUUGUACAUUUGUCCUGGCUCGAGUAUUGGGGAUUGUAAUCGGUGAUGACAAUGUUGCCAAGUAUAUUGAUCCUGGAAAUACAAUGGACGAGCUGAGUGCGGUUGCCAAGCGAAGUGAUAUCUUCUCGAUCGAUCUCAAGUCCGUUAUGAGCAUGCAGAUUCCGACCGAGUCUGUCGUUGUGGCAAAUACUCCAGCCAGAAGCGCAGGUAUAUCAAGCCAAUCCAUGAGCGCUGGGACUCAACGACUGGGUCAAUCCAACAUGUCGCUAUCCGCGAACAGGUCUCCUAUGUUGAAGAUGGGGGUCAACAAUUCGACGCAAGCUCACCGAUCAUUCUCAACUUCGACUAAGCCAGCGGCCAAUACUGCACAGCAUUCCCUGUCCAAAGAUGCAAAGGCUCGAAUCCACAAGUACGAGAAAUGCUCUAGACUCACCACCUCCAUCGUGGGGAUAUUCAAGUUCGCCACGAUCUCUAUGGAAACCGCACAUGUAUUUGCAGAGGUAGGAGCAGCCGCCCCUGUAGACCAUGAUGGGCCGCAGAUGGCACUUCCGAUCAUGACGAUUAUCACCACGUCGGUGGCCUUCGCGGGGAGCAUAGUGCAUUUAUGCAACUGGAUUGUUGCUCGCAAUUACUCGGAAGAGGUCAAGCUACACCUCGAUGACAGCUUUGCGUCCAUAUGUACUGGUGUUGCCGUGGGAAUGGGCAGUAAUGCUAUAGCUAUUGGGUUCUCAAUUGCCAGCUACUAUGCCAAGAAGAAGGGUACGACUGCUGCGGCUGGUAAAGGCUUUGCCGCUGUGUCUGGUCUCUUCUUGUGUAUCGGCUCGUACGGGGAGACUGUUGGGAUACAUCUCGUUCCGUCAUUCAGUUCCGACGAACCAGACCUCAUUGGCAAGACACUGGGUUUCGUUGAAGCCAUAGGGACAACUGGAGCUUUGGGGGCCUUACUUGCAGCCCACGCGAAAGAUCCUGACUUCACAACCCUUGGGUUGGUGGUUGAUGGCCUUUCCACUCUCGUCAUCACCUUGACAGGAUUAACAUUGCUUGUGAGCGAUGAUGGCGGACAUUAGUUUGGAAACAGGUUACACGAGCGCUUCGGGAAUACAAGGUAGCAACGUGAAACAUAGCAAGCGCUGAACCACUAGAUUCAGUGGUCCUAAAUCAGCCACCGCAUGCAAGUCUUAUUUGGUGCUGCAUCAAAAGUGACAAAGAAGUGCGGAUGAGAAACCCAAACCAGUGAAAUGCCGAGAAUUCCGAAAACCCCACUUCAGGGCCGAGACAGCGGG